Molecule: messenger RNA, 3007 nt
Organism: Paecilomyces variotii
Lineage: Eukaryota; Fungi; Ascomycota; Eurotiomycetes; Eurotiales; Thermoascaceae
Exons: 2
Coding region: 350-2839 (829 amino acids)
Source: RefSeq, a predicted model, not a curated record
UGCUUGUCAACGGUUAUCCAGCCCUGUGCCCUAACAAGUAGCAUCGAUCAUUCUCUCCUUACUUACCAUUAUCACUACUACUACUCAAGCCUCAGACGCAAGCGUGUUUCUCCUUUUCCUCCCUCUGUUCUGGACCUCCCAAUACACUACUAGCCUGGCGUGCGGAGUAGCAAUCUCCUCGUCAGCAUCAUUAUUAUUCUCUCUUUUGCCUAGCUGCUAUACUACCUACUAGUCAAUUCGGCGGACAAGUGUUUGGACUUAGGCCAUGGUCUAAGGUCCUGGUCAGAAACCCCGGUCACUCGCAUAUCUACUAUCCGGCAACAAUAUCCCCGAUCCUACAAGCAGUCGGAUGUCUAGUCCUUAUCCUACAUCGACGUCGUCGUCGUCGUCGUCGGUACCCAAGUUCACCGCUGGUGCAUGGCAGGAGGAUUCAGACCAGGAACAGAGACCCGCAACAAUGGCUGCCAAUGAUGCCCUCGAGCACUCAUGGCACACUCGUUCGCGAUCCAGUGCGCAGUCACAGAGUCCCCGGCGACUUUCAGUCUUCAGCGGACGGUCGAGAAGCAAUACGACCACGUCAACAACUACCUCUCUGAUGUCCAACCGCCAGUCGCCGGCGUCGUCGAUGACCUCUCUCGAUGCAUCGUCACUGCGUUCGCAGGAGGAGCGGUCUGGUUCUACUGCGGGACUCGAGAAGCAGGAGAGCACGUCCAAGUCGUUCUUUUCUCGGGGCAGCCGAAUCAUCAGACGGCAGGGAAGCAAGUUCAGCAUAUCGGCUACUCUCGAUGAGGCGGACGAAACAGAGAAAGAAAAGGAGAAGGAGAAGGAGAAAGAGAAACAAAGAGUCAGCGAAUUGUUCAGCAGGAAGUCGCGUCGAAGCGAAUCUCAUGAGCAAAUCAAACGUAUCAUCUCAGACCCUUUUGACUUUCACCAUCUUACCCAUACCAACCCCGCUCAAUUCCAAGCGAUAGAUAACGCCAGUAGGAAUGAGUUAGUGACCGAGUUCUCUGCCAUUCGUGCCUCGCAGAGGCCCGGAACCGAGCUCAAAGGUAUCAGGGCGGAGGAUAUCCAUUUCCGCAACUUUUCUGAUGUCGACCUGUCCACUUAUCGCCCGGAAGAGGGCGGCGAAGAUUCCCAGUACGGCUCCGCUAUGAGCCCUCCAGUGUCUCCUGGUACUUCACUUCCAACCAGCCCGGUGCGAUCAACUCCGGAAGUAUCUGCUCGCUUGGUAGAUAACUUCUCUCGUCCGGUAUCGAAACACCAGAAGGUCCCUUCGUACCCAUCGAUCGUGCCGCCACCUCGUGUCUCGUCCAGACUGGCACGUUCUCCCGACUUGACUGAAGGACCAACGCAAGCAGUUGACGGGAAUACGGGGUCGGUGUCGCCGCCAGCGCGCUCCCGAAUGGGAAGUCUCGAUGAGAUCCUCGAUCCUUCUGCCCGACUUGAUGGAGGCAAUGCAGUCACUACACCCGACGAGUCUUUCGACCCGAACCGGAGCUCGUAUUUUACGAUGCAGCCUUCAGAUCUGGAGGACGUACCGGAGGAGGAAGAGGCAACUUUCUGGCGCGACGGUUCGGACCAUAGCUCUCGACCAUCCACAUCCCGAUCUUUCGUCCACCAGGAGGACGAAGCAUUGGCCGUAAGAGCUUCUGCUAUGCCGAAAUCUCGAGACGGUCUGUCAAUGUAUAUUGAAGAUGAUCUGGCCGCGGAUUUGUCGGCUUCCCUAGGAUCACCUACACUCCCGCAGAGCCUAGGUAAUCUGAAGGAGUCACCCAUUCCUCAAGCAGAAGAUCUCAGCAGGGGAGUCGCUAGCAGGAGGCCUACCCUCGGCGAGGCCUUCUUUGACAAUUGGGACGAAGAUAUCGAUUAUUGCUAUGAACAUGCAGCUGAGUCUAACUGCAACUUCGACUGGCAUCGCAGCUCCCUCGAGGAAGCGGACGGUCGAGAUGCUGAGCUUCCACUUCAACACCCAGAGGCUACUAAUAAGUCCUCAAAGAGGCAAGAAAAGGGUGCGCUAAAUUCCCUUUAUCUGGACCCGGCCGAUCUUGCAACACCUGACCUUGAACCCGGAUCUACACAGUCUCUGAUGACGGCACAUAGCGUGGUGACGCCCUCGACAUCGGGGGAUGCACUCGAUUAUCUCUCAGGCGGAAAGCACAACGUGCAGGGGGAUUACUUUAGGGCAAGCCAGCUCUUACCGUCGCCCUUGGGAAAGGACAUUUCGCAGGAAACGCUAUAUGAAGAGUACCUAACCGCUGAUGGUGCAUCGGACCGGCACUUUUCGUUCUGGUCCCAGAGGGGCUCGCAGUAUUUGGAACAGCCCGUCUCUCCCCGGAGCAGCUGUUCUCCCAUCAGCAAGUGCAACUCGCAGGAGAGCAUGAUCUUGUCUCGUGCAGCUUCAAUUGUCCGCAAGCAUCGUUCCUCCAUCUCGACCAUCAGUGUCCCUGAAUUGGUGCCCAGCGCGAGCAGCAGUCGCGAGCAUAUGUCCCAGGACAGUUUUGGGUCCAUCGAGCCUCCUAGUUAUGCUGCUGGCGGCCCUGCCGCGGCACAUACCCAGGGAGCCUCGUCCCCACGCCACCGUGCAACCAGAAGCUAUGGCCUUGACCUUAGUGAGAUGGCCCGCCAAACCUCAAUGCCAGUGCAGCAUAAGGGUAGAUCCGUGUCGACGGUUGACGCCCACAGUGCUGCCGCCGCCGCGAGCAUGAUGAAGGAAGAGGGUCUACCCUUCGCGGCAAGAAUGCAGUCGGCGGCUUUGAACAAGGCCAUCGGCCAGAAGAAACAGAGGAGCUACUCCCUCUUUCCUACACCUGCGCCGGCAUCACCGCGCUUUCGAAAGUGAUCUGUUUUGCGUACGGAUCACACCUGGAGUCCACCAGAUCCGAAUCACCUUCAUUCAUCAUCUUUCACUCCUCAUAUCCAUCAUUCAGACACUCCCGGUAUACUAUAUGACUUCACGAAUUCCCUUUUAGCAUUGCAUCUGUGAUUUUGCGUCAUCCAACUUUUGGCG